GUCACACCCCCAACGACUCCGCGACCGCCUCUCCCUCCUCCGCCUAUCCGCUCCGUCCUCCACACGUCAGGCGUGGCGUGUCUCCUCUUCCUUCUCUCCCGUCCCGUCCGAGCCUGCUAUAAAUUCCCCGCCCCCUCCCGUCUUCUCUCCACACAUCCGAUCCAAUCCAGCCCCCCUCCGAUCUCGCCGAGAAAUCUCCUCCGAUCGAAGCGAAGCCAAGGCUCUCUCGUCCCCCUCCUCAAGAUGCAGAUCUUUGUGAAGACCCUCACCGGCAAGACCAUCACCCUUGAGGUCGAGUCCUCCGACACCAUCGACAACGUCAAGGCUAAGAUCCAGGACAAGGAGGGCAUCCCUCCGGACCAGCAGCGCUUGAUCUUCGCUGGCAAGCAGCUCGAGGAUGGCCGCACCCUGGCAGACUACAACAUCCAGAAGGAGUCCACCCUUCACCUGGUGCUCAGGCUCCGUGGUGGCAUGCAGAUAUUUGUGAAGACACUCACCGGCAAGACCAUCACCCUGGAGGUUGAGUCCUCGGACACCAUCGACAACGUCAAGGCUAAGAUCCAGGACAAGGAGGGCAUCCCUCCGGACCAGCAGCGUCUCAUCUUUGCUGGCAAGCAGCUCGAGGAUGGCCGCACCCUUGCUGACUACAACAUCCAGAAGGAGUCCACCCUCCACCUGGUGCUCAGGCUCCGUGGUGGCAUGCAGAUAUUUGUGAAGACCCUCACCGGCAAGACCAUCACCCUGGAGGUUGAGUCCUCGGACACCAUCGACAACGUCAAGGCUAAGAUCCAGGACAAGGAGGGCAUCCCUCCGGACCAGCAGCGCUUGAUCUUUGCUGGCAAGCAGCUCGAGGAUGGCCGCACCCUGGCAGACUACAACAUCCAGAAGGAGUCCACCCUUCACCUGGUGCUCAGGCUCCGUGGUGGCAUGCAGAUAUUUGUGAAGACCCUCACCGGCAAGACCAUCACCCUCGAGGUUGAGUCCUCGGACACCAUUGAUAAUGUGAAGGCCAAGAUCCAGGACAAGGAGGGUAUCCCACCGGACCAGCAGCGUCUCAUCUUCGCUGGCAAGCAGCUUGAGGAUGGCCGCACCCUUGCAGACUACAACAUCCAGAAGGAGUCCACCCUUCACUUGGUGCUCAGGCUCCGUGGUGGUAUGCAGAUCUUCGUCAAGACCCUCACUGGCAAGACCAUCACCCUUGAGGUUGAGUCCUCGGACACCAUCGACAACGUUAAGGCCAAGAUCCAGGACAAGGAGGGCAUUCCCCCGGACCAACAGCGUCUUAUCUUCGCUGGCAAGCAGCUUGAGGAUGGCCGCACCCUUGCGGAUUACAACAUCCAGAAGGAAUCCACCCUCCACCUUGUCCUCCGCCUUCGUGGUGGCAUGCAAAUCUUUGUCAAGACCCUCACUGGCAAGACCAUCACCCUGGAGGUUGAGUCCUCAGACACCAUUGACAAUGUGAAGGCCAAGAUCCAGGACAAGGAGGGCAUUCCCCCGGACCAGCAGCGUCUCAUCUUCGCCGGCAAGCAGCUUGAGGAUGGCCGCACCCUUGCGGACUACAACAUCCAGAAGGAGUCCACCCUUCACUUGGUGCUCCGUCUGCGUGGUGGCCAGUAAGCUCCUGGCGAUGGAGCUCUGCUUCUGUCUUCGGUGUCCUUCAAUGGAGUCUCGUCUUGUGCCUAUCAUUGCCUGAUUUGUCUUUGUUUCUGUACCGUACUGUGAUGCAGUGUCAUCGUUUGUAUCUUAGAACUUCUGCUCGUGUGCAGCAGCUUUGGUGAACUAUGAAUAAGUGAGCCCUAAAUUCGAUCCA
Triticum aestivum (bread wheat) is the source of this 1810-nucleotide messenger RNA. RefSeq names its product polyubiquitin. The record is from RefSeq and is a predicted model, not a curated record. The coding region runs from base 244 to 1617 and encodes 457 amino acids. The transcript has 2 exons. Lineage: Eukaryota; Viridiplantae; Streptophyta; Magnoliopsida; Poales; Poaceae. Gene Ontology annotation, molecular function: protein binding.